AUGUCCCAAGGCGCCAAACUUUACGUUGGUAACCUCUCCUGGAACACCAACGAUGACUCUCUACGACGCGCCUUCGCCGAAUUCGGUGAAGUGGUUGACUCGAUCGUGAUGCGCGACCGUGACACCGGCCGCAGCCGUGGCUUCGGUUUCGUGACCUUCUCUGACCCCAAUGCGGCCCAGGCUGCUAUCGAUGGCCUCAAUGAACAAGAACUCGAUGGCCGACAGAUCCGUGUCAACAAUGCUAACGCCCGCGCCGCUGGCGGUGGUGGUCGUGGCGGCUUCGGCGGCGGCCGCGGUGGCUACGGUGGCGGCUACGGUGGUGGCUACGGUGGCGGUGGUAAUGGCUACGGCGAUUACAACGGCGGUGGUGGCAGCAACUACUAA
Penicillium chermesinum is the source of this 384-nucleotide messenger RNA. Its product is annotated as RNA recognition motif domain-containing protein. The record is from RefSeq and is a predicted model, not a curated record. The coding region runs from base 1 to 384 and encodes 127 amino acids. NCBI's taxonomy places the organism in Eukaryota, Fungi, Ascomycota, Eurotiomycetes, Eurotiales, Aspergillaceae. Gene Ontology annotation, molecular function: RNA binding. The transcript has 4 exons.